Lampris incognitus (smalleye Pacific opah) is the source of this 2461-nucleotide messenger RNA. RefSeq names its product cytochrome c1-like. The record is from RefSeq and is a predicted model, not a curated record. The transcript has 5 exons. Gene Ontology annotation, cellular component: mitochondrion. NCBI's taxonomy places the organism in Eukaryota, Metazoa, Chordata, Actinopteri, Lampriformes, Lampridae. Bases 97 to 801 code for a protein of 234 amino acids. Gene Ontology annotation, biological process: anterograde axonal transport.
CUCAGCCUGCCUUUAUCAACCGCUGCGCCGCACGCUCCUCUUCAGUCAUCUGGUGGAUAAAAUAAAUAAAUAAACAUAAUAACCGGCCGAGCAAACAUGUUCUGCAGACGGGCAUGGCUGAAACUUGGGCCCCUGACACGAAGGGCAAUCAAACCAUCGUUCAGGAAUGCUCAACCGGCACGGCACAUGGCCUUCGGGAUCCCUGGAGGCUCCACCAACAUGACAUACUUUGUCCUGUGUGGAGGAGGUCUCACUGCCGCGAUUGUCUAUGCUUACAAGACGGUCAAUGAUGACAGCGAGCGGUACAACGACAGACUUGCUGACAUGGGCUCCGACACAAAGGAUGCUGAAGAUGCAGAGACGGCAGCCAAGGUGGCACCCGUUGCAGAGGCCAUAGCCGUUACAGCUGAACUUGCCCCAGUGGAGGAGGCAGCGCCUGACACACCUGAGUUGAUCGCAGAACCCGAAGCAGCCAUCCCGGCGGCAGAGACCGUGUCAGAGACCGCUGCCGAACCUGUCCUCGAGGCCGUUCCUGAGGAAGCAGCGUCCCCAUCACCUGAAGAGGCAGCCACUGCUGAAGUCCCUGCCGAGCCAGCAGUUUCUGAGGAAGCUCCCACACCUGUUGCAGAGGAGGCCGCCACUGAGGCUGGCCCUGCUGCUGUGGAGGUAGUCACCGUGGAGGCAGUCAGCACGGAGGACGUAGCGGCAGAGGCCCCCGCAGCUGAGAGUGUCGGUACGGCAGUGGUAGAAGUCCCUCCCCCUGUUGAAGCCGAGAGCGCUACCGCCGAGGUGGCAGCAUGAGGCUUUGACGGCUUUAGGUCCACCCCAAAAUGGGAAGGGUACAGGGGUAGUUAGUUGUACUGUGUGUCCAUUUGCUUUUGAUGCAGACAAAAAGUGAACUGUUAGACCAUUGUUAAUGAUCUAUAGGAAAAAGCUCAAGCAUAUUUCUUCCAUGUUGUCCUCCUUUUGGAAAAAUAUAUAGUCACAUAGGGUCUAACAGUUCAGUUUCUCUGAGGGCCCCUGACCCUUACCUGAAUCCACCUUACACAGACCCAAUGUACAAACAUUUGACAAUAAGCAGCAAAGUUGGAUUGUACUAUUAAGGACACUUAAUUUAUAAAAAAUUAAAAUAAAAUAAAAAGCUCCCAUACACUUAUUUUAUGCAGCUCUUUGGAGGCUUGCUGAGUGGGGGUGUGUAAGGGAAAGAACUCAGUAUGUGAAUUUAACUCAUGGCACCCUGAUCUCUGACCUGAUGGAAAGAUUAUUGCAAGUACCCUUAAAAUUGACUUGAACCUGCACCUGGUACUUGGUUCACUUGUCUCAACCGCAAAAUAAGAGGGGGGAAUAAGCGCUAUCUUUUUUUCUAGCUAAUUAUUCCCUCUGUUAAUAUUUAAAGUACAUCCCCUCUUGCACUCUUAAAUUUAGUGAGUGCUUCAUAUACCAUAACUCUUAAAUGCAUGAGAACGUUAAUUAUGCAGAUAACUUUGAUUGGAGAUAUGUGACCAUGUAGUUCUGCUCUUAUUGUGAAAUGUGACCAGACUCCUACCAGCAGUUUCCUCUUCCUGUGGCCUUUUUACAUCCCUUCCAAAGUGCUUAUGUGCUCUAGUCUUCCCAGAAUGAGAUACAGGACGGCUUAAACUGUGAUAUCAUGACUGGUCGAGACUGUAAAGUGUGACUGCUUCAAAGUUGAAAUAACAUUGUGUUAAAAUAGGAAAUCUUUAGUCUAAAUGGGAAAAGUUUGCCGGUGGCUGUGCCCUGGGUACCAAACAGACCCCUGAACGCAUCGUCUUCCUUUUAAGACCUGCUGAGACUUUAUCGACAUUAUCACCGUCUGUCUGUCCUUCUUCAUCACGUCCUCACUUUCUCAUCAAGACAAAAUGGAGAUCGACAGUAAGCUAAGCUCAUUACAAAAUUACUGACAUUUUUUUUUUGCAUCCGAUCUGUGGGAUGCCACUUGUCCCCAAAACUACACACAUUAACAAACAAUUCUUAACAACUAAUCAGGCCAAUCUGCGUCUACUUUAGCUGAGUAGUUGACUUGCCUCUGAAAUUUUUAUACACUACACUCACUAAUGCCCCUUUCACACUGGCCAAAAAUCCCUCUAACAUCCAACUUUGGUGGUCAAUGUAAAGGCGGAUGUUAGUGGAGUUUUUUUUGGCCAGUGUGAAAAGGGUAUUAUUUACAUACACGGGUGACGACUCUUCCAAUAAUCCUUAUCGGUAUUGUGUUCAGACAUGUUUUGCCCUUUUUUGUGUGCUGAAACACUUUCUGGUUUUUAGGGUUUUUUUUUUUUUUAUGUGAAAUUUUAAAAUGAUCAAGGGAAUACACGAACCAUAGUCAUCCAUAAAUAUUUCUUGGCAAUAAAUGUUUUGUAUUGGUCAAAACUUGUUGUUAUACACUUGUUUUUCAAAACAUUCCUGCUGAUUUAAGAAGGGAAAUUAAAAGUUAUUCAAUAAAGAG